UCCCGACCAAGCUGGGAGGUGAUUUGGGAUUUGCCAUGCGUUGGUGUUUCCUGCUGAACGCCCACCUGUUCCGGAUUGUGCCAUGGACUCCAUGUUUGAAGAUGACAUCAGCAUCCUUACCCAAGAUGCCCUGGUCCAGGAUGAUGAGUGGCUGGACAGCCCCAAUACUGACCUCUCCAGUGAGAUGUGCUCUGCCUCUCACUUUGCUCUCAUCACAGCCUACGAUGACAUUAAGAACCGGCUGACAGGGCUUGAGCGGGAGAACAGUAGCCUGAAGCGGAAACUGAAAAUGUAUGAGAUCAAGUUCCCACUGAUCAGUGAGUUUGGAGAGGAACGUAUCUUCCCAUCCUAUGACUCCAAGGAGACCUCUCUUUUGAAGAGUGAGAAAGCCAACCUCCAGCAGCAGUUGAAUCAAUUCCAGCGUGAGCUGCAGAAAAGCAAGGAGAGAGAAGAACAGCUAGCCGAGAUGAUCCAAGCCUAUGAAAAGCUAUGUGUGGAGAAGACUGAUCUUGAGUCAGAGCUGGGGCAAAUGAGAUCACUGGUUGAGACACAUUUGAGUCGAAUCCGAAGCCUGGAGCAGCAGCUGAGGCAAAGAGAUGGCAACUCCUUCCAGAACCUCAACUCUCAGCUACAAAACCAGGAAGUCCAGUACCUGUCACUUCAUGGCAGCCAUGUAUUGGACCGUUCAAUGAACUGGCAGAGCCCCCGGGGACAAGUAGAAAGCUUGGAGGUACAGAGGUUGGAGGUGGAGCUGGAAGAGACAAGGCAAGAAGUCCAGAACUCGCAGCACCGAGAAGAGCAGCUGAAGGCAGAGUGUGAACGGCUGCAGGCCGAAGUGAAGCAAUUGCAGGAGUCCCGGGCUCAGGACCUUGCAACGGGUCAGUCGGAGAGGGACAUGGCAUGGGUGAAGAAGGUUGGAGAUGACCAGGUAAACCUGGCUCUUGCCUACACAGAGCUGACCGAGGAGUUAUGCCACCUGAGGAAACUGAGUUCCCUCCAAAGCCAGAUUCUCCGGACAUUUAUGCAAGAGCAGGCCAUCAAUGGUGGUCAGCGCCAUUCUCCCCAUUCCCAGCGCCAUUCUCCCGCCCAGCAACGGCGCUCUCCUGCUCCUCAAUGUACCUCCCCAGCCCAGCAAGGGAGACCUCCUGUCCCUCAGUGCCAGUCUCCAGCCCUCCAGAGACGCUCCCCAGCACCGCCUUGUCAGUCGCCCGCACAUCAGCGUCGUUCCCCGGCCCCACCUCCCUGCCAGUCUCCUGUCUCACAGCGCCGUUCCCCAGCCCCACCACCCAGCCAAUCUCCUGCCCAGCAGCGCUGCUCACCAGCCCCAAACUGUUCAUCUCCAGCCAUCAGCUCGCAACACAGGUCUCCAGGCGGUGAGAGGAGCAUGAUGGAUCUGGGCUACUCCAAACCCACGAGCCACCACAUCAAAGCAAGCUUCCAGGGCCGCCGGAGCUACUCGGAGGUGAGCGAUGCGGCUCUGUACCAGCAGAACCGCUCUCUCUGGCUGCAGCCGGAAGCGUCCACCUUACCAAAGCACCGUCCCUACGGCGAGGUUUACGCUAGAGACGCCUUCGAAGAGCACUUGCGCUUUGAGAAGCAGUCCUCGGAUGAAGACGACUGGGCCCUCCCAAGUCCCCCCAGCCCUGAAGCAGGGGGCAUCCGCUGCGCCUCUUUCUGUGCAGGGUUCCCCAUCCCCGACACCUCCAUGCACCGGACUGAUGCCUCGUACUGCAGGGCUGAACAUGCCCAGUCCUGGCCCUCAAUCAAUUUGCUGAUGGAGACGGUGGACUCUGACAUCCGAAGCUGCCCUCUCUGCCAGGUGGCCUUUCCCAUUGGUUACCCAGAUGAUGCUUUGAUAAAACACAUUGAUUCACACCUGGAGAACAGUAAGAUCUGAGGUCUGCACCACCGUCCUUCCUCUUCUGGCUUCCUAAAUGAGACCUGUCCACUUCGCCCUACCCAACCCUUGGAUGCUGCAUGAAAAGUGGUGGCGCAACAGGGGCUCUCUCUAAAAUACCUCCAAGUCUCCGGGAGACUGAACCGUGAAGAGCCUCUCCCUUGUCCUCUUCUCUUUGUCUGGUCUGUAAAGUGGGUUUCCUCUCCUCCCUGCUCAUUAUGAGUAGGGCCUGCAAUAUUUCUUCAGUGCUUGAACUGGCUAUGGAGGUGGAUGAGGGGGCAAGAAAUAUCCUUGGACCACCCUUAGCAAGGCACAAUUUUCAUCUCAUCUGAAUGCUCAGAACUGAAAUUGCCUUCUUGGGGAGCCUUGUCCACAUGGUUCAGUUUUGGUAUGUCUGGAAGAUCUCAGGGUAGGAUGAGUGAGAAAUCACCCAAGAUUGUGUGUUUGGGAUAAGGGCAGGGGAAUGGACAGAUGAACUCCAGUCUGAGGGUGUCACCUGUCACUCAGGUGUAAGAAAUCAGAUGGUUUCAUUUUCCCCCCAUCUUGUACAGGAGUAUCUGAGUGGGUCAAAUCUCCCCACCUUUUCAGCUCCUGAGAAGGGCAUUUGGGUUGGUCAUUGAUUGGACAUAGAAAGCCUUGGCCUCCAGAUGCUGGUCCAAGUGUCUUCAUCUUGGUCUUUUACAUUAAAAGCCCACUUUUAAUGAUGCUGCUGAGAAAUAGAACCAGCUUCCAGAGGUGUAGCAUGGACAUUCUUAUAUUAUUGCACUGGACAUUAUAACACACAAAGCUUCCCCCCUCCCCCACAAAAGAACAGGAGCUCCCCCUCUCUUCUGUGCUGGUUUCUUGCAAGUUUUGCUGGAGAAACUGUGGACCUCUGACUUGGGUAAAGCUCCAUCCCCACGUGUUUGUCUGUGUUCUCUUUUUGGCGACUGUUUUCCACCUUUCUCAUAAACAACUUCUCACCUUGCUUUAGAUAAUUCCCAUAUAGCAAAAAUUGUACUCGCUACAUUCUGCCUCAUUAUUCUCCUGCAUUGAUAGCAUGUUGGCACUGUUUGGACAACAGCAUAAAUGUUAACACCUUUCCAGUAUCUGACAUUCACUGUUUCUCUUUCAUAUUCUCUCUCUCAUUCUCUGGCCUUAUCAAGCAUAUAUUUUGCUAUACUGAUCUAAAACAACAGGCACGUUCUGGUUGACCUCUUGUUUCCGGAUGUGUGGUGCCUCCAUAUUGUGUGAACUGUCUCUUCAGACAGCCUGACCAUACAUCAAGGCUUGGUUUAGAAAAAAAGAACAAAAGAAAGAAGCUGCAUGGAAUUUCUCCUCGAGGCAACUGUCUUCCUAUCACCAAGAUCUUUAUUAACAAAUGUAUGUGUUGAGAUUUGUAGCCUGCCUUAUCCCAAGGACCUCAGGAUGCCAAAUGGCAAAUAGAUAUGGGACCUUGUAGAUCCCAAUCUAAUCCAUGUGGGAACUAAGAGGAGAUUGGAAUUAGAAAAUGAGACUUUAAACCUUUCUACAUGAGGCACUUCCUUGUGCACUCAUGGCUCCUCACGACAGUCUGUGGGUACUUUACAUGAUGUUGUCAUUUUCCAGGGUUUCUCUAAUUCUUUGCAACCACCAUAGCCUUUUUUCCUAAUGAGGAAAGUCUGGUAUUUCUGGGAAAGGUGGCAUGAAACCUUCAUAUAUUUGCACAAUCCUGCUGUACCAUGGCACCACCUAGCGGUUAUUUCAUGGGGCAUAAAACCAGAGAAAGAAAAACCCUGAAAAAACGUGUAGAGGACUCUAUCUCACAAAGAAUGCCGAAGCAGAAGCCCUAUGUAGAAAAUCCCAUAGAACUGAAAGAUCUUUUAUUUUAUUCCAAUCCCGUUAUCCCUGUAAACCAAUUAGAGUCUUGUUUUUUCAGAUUUGAAACUAUUAGCAUGCCACUUCCUUCCUUAUCUUAACUGUGAUGUUUCUCUUUUCAAGAAUGUGAAUUACUACAUUUCCCCUCUUUCAUUCAAAGUUCAUUUUCCAUUUCAUUUAUUAGCAUAAUAAUUAUUAUUAACAGUGUGAUCCUGUGGUCAUAUCACAGAAUCAAGAUGACCAUAGGAUUUUUCAGAGCUCCAGCAAUGAGGUUGAAAAGGCACUGUGACCUUCUAGCUGGGCCUCUGGGCUUGAAGCUCCUCCUCACCCACCACCAGCCUUGCAGCUGGUGUGGAAAGAACUGGCUUGAAAAAGUAACCUCAGAGAUGGGUUUGGGGGCAUUCUGGGGGGUGAGGAGGGGAGGGCAACUAGUAUCACUACCAUAUGAAGUACUCAAGUGGUGCAUCAGCCUCAUCCCAUCGUGUUCCAAGCCAUGACACUUAGCCAGAAUUACCCUGCAUAGGAUGCCUGUAAACCUCUGAGUUUGGAGGUUAUGAGCAUCUGGAUUGGCUUGUUCCUUAAUGAGUCCUGCCUGUACUGACAGUAGAACUAGAUGCAGUGGCAGCAGACUCCUGUCCUCAAAUGUAAAUUUAACUUGUAAAUGGAAUGGCAAAUCACUAUAAAACCAGUGGAUGGAUAGGUGGAUGGAUACUUUCCCAUGUGAAAGAUGGAUACUUUCACAUGGGAAAGUAGCUGGUAGUAGCUUUACCUGCUACUUCCUUCUGAUAUUUAACACCUACUUUCUCUGGCUGUAUUUCCCCUGGCAAAAAUUAUUUCCAGUCUCAGAGAUUCUAGUUUCUCCCUGUUAAGAGGAAUACAGCCCCUUCUACCAAUGAAAAUUGAACAUAGGCCAGAUAUUAUGGGGUCUCAGCUGGUCUCAGGCCUUGUUCCUCGCAAGUUGUUUGUUCUCCUUAUAUAUAAAGUUUCUAAUACGUUCAGUCACCAAGUUCAAAAUGAUCCCUUCUGAGAUCCAAAGCCAAUUUUAGAGUGAAGCCACCAGGCUAGAUUAUGGCAUAUUAAAAAAAGACUCCAGUUGGCAUGGCUGGCAGCAGGAACCAAGAAGGUUGGAUACUUGCUUUAGCUUAGAUCCAUUAAGCAGCAGGCCCAACCUGCUGUUCUCCAAUUGUCUUAGACUGCAACUUCCACCGGCCAAGCACCAUGUUGCUGGGGACAAUGAGAAUUGCUGUCUAAGGCAUUAGUGGGUGCUAGGUGUGGGGAAGGGUAUAUUAAGGAGUCUUCCUGCGGAGAGCCAGAACCACCACCCAGUGCUUAUUUGAAACUAGGCUCUUCACCUUGACCAUUCGGCACACCAACAGAAAACACAGCUGGGUCUCUGGUGGUGAGGAACUGAUCUGGGAUGUUAUUUUAGGUGGUAUACUCUGUAAACCCCUCACUGGCUAUUCUUCUGCCCUUCUGCCUCGGGACAGUUAUAGGGUAUUCCGAAGGAGGGCUGCCAAGGGCUUCCCUGAAAAGCUGAAGCCAGCCUGGCUUCCUUUAGAAUGCACAAAAACCGUGAGAAAUCUCAGGCUUGAGGUCCCAGUCUGGCCCAUGCGGGGUCCCCAGAUGGCCUUAUGCACCUCCUAUGAGUGCUAAUUGACAGGUGGUUUCCUGGCUUGUGUGCACUUUCCCCCAUUCUAAAAGGCUGAAAUGCCUCUCCCCUGUACUAAAAGGUUGAAAUGCUUAGAGACUAGCAGCAAGAGACUUAAGCUACAGUGUACUGGAUUUGAGGGCCCACUUGUUUACGGCAGCUCCUGAAAGCUCCUUGCUUGAGCUGCAAAAGUUUCACCACCCUUGCAGUAGAAGAGAAGGAACAGGAAGUUUAUACUGACUAGAAUUCAUAGAUAUCAAUCUUUUCCUCCUUGCAACCCAAAUUCUUAGUCUGUAGUCCAUCUUUUCCUGCUUGUCCCAGUUGGAAGGUUCAAGCUCAGUGGGUAAGUGAGAGAUAGAUGUCUUGUAUGCUGAGCCCUUGGACAGUUCUUCAGGUUAUUCUCCAUUUCCCUGCUACUACUUUCUCCUGCAGCCUCCUCAGAACCCAAGUUCAGCAGCUGAACCCUGUUCCGCUUCUAUUGUAAGUAACUGUAAACAGAACUUAGGGGUGCAUCUCCCAGUUAUUGUGAUUAAUUGAGAACAGGAGAAUUCCUUGUUGUAUAUGGUUUGCCUUUCUCCCACUCUGCUGCCCUUUAAUGGAGCACCAAAUCAGCAUAAAGCAAUUCCUUUGGUUUACCUCACAGCAGAUUAAGCCCCUCCCCUGCCCCAUUUCGUGUUAUUCACCCAUAACUUCUAUAAUGAAGGGCUGUUAUACAUCUCACAGUUGCCACAUCGAGUGGUGUACUUUAAUGCUAUGCUACUAAGUUAUCCUCACAGUGUAGAUUAGUUGUAUGUAGAGGCUUACUGCAAAAGUUGAGCCAUUUUCGCAACCCCUCUGCAAAUGGUCCCAAAUCAAAAGUAGAGAGUAUGGGAAAUGCAGUAGGUCUCUGCAUAUGCACGGCCAGCUCACUAAGUAGAGCUAUUUGAAGAGGCCUCCACUUGACAGCCAUCUUGCCCAAAUCUUCCCUAACAUCAUCUUAGAAAAUUAGCCACGGAAAAACUCCAUCCACAUGUCACAUUAGUUAACUAAUUAUUAGGGGAUUUUCUGAUGGGAAAGCAAGCCAAAUUCUUUGAAACAGGGCUGAAAAUGCAUCUCUUCCAACUCAUCACCUUUCUUCCAUUUCUCUUUGUGAAAUCUACCUCAGAGAUGAUGAGAAGCAGGUAUGAUAACAAGCAAAAAAAAAAAAAAUGUUGGGGAUCGAGGGAAUUGAGUAAUGGAAAGGAAUUCUUUUUAUGAUUUCAUUUUUUAAAAAUCUGUAGCCUACCAUAUCCUAAGGGCUCCAAUAUUAUCCAGAUUCCCCCCCUUACCCUGAAGCCUCACGAUCUUUGACAAACCAAACAAACCCCAAACCUCAAGGAGUAACGGGAAAUGAUGGGGAAGCACUGGCAGUGAAAGCAUGUUGCCUCUGCCAAGAUCCUUCGCACCCACUGGAGCCAUGUAGCAUGGUGGCUGAGCAGCCAGGCCGUGGCUUUGCCUUGAAUGAACUCAUUAAGUAGCCUUAGGCAAGGUCGAAGUAUAUUCAUUCUCAUGGCGUCUAUCAGCAUCAUCUUUCCUCAGUCACCUGAAAAAGAUAUUUCUCAGAAUAUAAAUAUCAGGAUGACAUGGAUAGAUGUUGCAGCUUUGUCACCAUUUUAAGCCCUGGCCCCUCCUUGUAAGUUUAGUUAACACAUACAUUCCACCAAAAAAUUAUAGAACCACCAGUGGCUCAGAUCCUGUGGGCAAUUAUGAAUUCAUAGAAAGGGAUUGUAUUCCUACAACCAUAAAUCAUAGACUCCAGAGUAUAUUGCUCAGGGGUACAAAAACCAUUCACAUGCACUAAAAUAAGCUGGUCCUGUUCUUACUGUUGAUACCGUAAGUCGGUACAGGGUCUAUUGAUGGGUAUUAGCCAUGAUAGCUAAAAGGCACAUGUUUUCUGAGGCAGGAUGCCAUUAAACACGAGUUUUGGGGAGGGGGGAAUGGGUUGGGGGGCAGUUGCCUUGAAGUCCUGCUUGAAAGUUUCCUAGAAAUAUUUGGCUGGCCAUUAUCAAAAAAAGGAUAUUGGACUAGUUGGAAUUUUGGGUCUGAACUAGCAGGGCUGCUCUUUAUGUUCAGUAGAACUAUUGAACUUACAUUUUCAGGUUGUCGUAAUACAUUGACACUUAACAUGUUGUACACUUUCUUGUUCUCACAAUCAGCAUGGUUAAAGUCGGGGUGACUUGUUCCACAUUCUUACAAUGCAUGCUUAUGGGAGUGCACUUCCAGUUCUCUAUUUUAUGUCUUUUAUGCCAUUAUUAGCUAACACAAAAGAUUUUCACAAUGGCUCAGAUAGAUUAGAACCUCCAUUACAAAUGUCUUUGAAAGAUUUAGAGUAGUCCAUCAUUUGCCACUAUUUAUAGUGCUGCUUACAAAAUGAAUAAAGUGGAUAAGUGCAUUAAGGAAUAUCUAUCACAUGUUAAAUGCUUUUGUGAACAGAUUCCUUGAUUGCUGUCCCUUUUUCUGUACAAUCACCCCUUUCUUCUGACCACUAAUUUUUCUUUUAAAAAACUAAUACUGGGCUAAAUUUUUUAAGUUUUGGUGGCAAAAAAUACCCCAAAGAUAGUAUUUAUGUUCAGAGGCAGACAAAUUUAAAGAACUAGAUUUGAAGAGCUCUACCUGCAGAAUGCCCCAGGAAUGCACCAUAGCCAGGAGCAACCAAGCUGUUGCUCAAGGCAUCAGAAAUACUUCUUUUGUUGGUUCAAAAAAGAAGAAAAACCUUGGGCCCCCCAUCUUUAAAAAUGUAGGACCCAUGAACAUUCUUUAAAUUCAUCUGCCCUCUAGAAAGUCACCAAAUACCUUCCCCUGCCCACAAAGUUGUGGGGAAUGAAUGUUCCACAAAAGUGAAGAUAUUUGGUGCACCUUGAAAAUUAAUUGUUCAUUGCGUUAUUUGUUAGUGAGAAAAUCGACAUCUUUGCUCUAACCCCCUUCUCUCUAGUUUGCUUGACUCUACUAUGAAGAAGCAAAAAAAGGCCUUCUUAGCUAUCUGGCUGAGGACCCUUGGGAGAGCGUCUGGUCUGUUUGUCAUGUCCUGAUUCGUUUCUUUGAUGUGUGUUUUUCUUCUGAAGAGAUUCUGUGCUAUGUGAAACAGAAUAACUCCAAUAAAAGUUGCCAAUGGAUGGACA
Varanus komodoensis (Komodo dragon) is the source of this 8518-nucleotide messenger RNA. RefSeq names its product TBK1 binding protein 1 (gene TBKBP1). Gene Ontology annotation, cellular component: cytoplasm. NCBI's taxonomy places the organism in Eukaryota, Metazoa, Chordata, Lepidosauria, Squamata, Varanidae. Gene Ontology annotation, biological process: canonical NF-kappaB signal transduction. The record is from RefSeq and is a predicted model, not a curated record. Bases 83 to 1897 code for a protein of 604 amino acids. The transcript is spliced from 10 exons.